GGGGCGCGAGCGGUGUGGGUGUGCUCGUGCCCGCGCGCUCGCGCCUGGCGUGUGGGCGGCGGCGCGCCCGUGCGCGCGCAGGGGAAAGGCCAGCCCAGGCGGCCGUUGCGGGGUUCGGCUGGAGGGGCGGGGGAGUCACCUGCGAGCGGCUGCGCCGGCCGGCCGCCCGUCCUUCGCGACCAGAUCUGGCCGGCUGCGCGGUACCGCGCCGCACACACCCUGGGAGGCCGGGGCGGGGGAGCCGGCAGAGUCCGCGCCCGGCGCCCGGGACGAGGAGGAGUCGGACUUUCGUCGCCGCCGCCCGCGCCUGGCCGGGCUAUCAGCAAACGAUGGUGGAUCGCUUGGCAAACAGUGAAGCAAAUACCAGACGUAUAAAUAUAGUAGAACACUGUUUUGGAGCAGCUGGUCAACCUUUAACUAUACCUGGACGGGUUCUUAUUGGAGAAGGAGUAUUGACUAAGUUAUGCAGAAAAAAGCCCAAAGCAAGGCAGUUUUUCUUAUUUAAUGAUAUUCUUGUAUAUGGCAAUAUUGUCAUCCAGAAGAAAAAAUAUAACAAACAACAUAUUAUUCCCCUGGAAAAUGUCACUAUUGAUUCCAUCAAAGAUGAGGGAGACUUGAGGAAUGGAUGGCUUAUCAAGACGCCAACUAAAUCAUUUGCAGUUUAUGCUGCCACUGCCACUGAGAAAUCAGAAUGGAUGAAUCACAUAAAUAAAUGUGUUACUGAUUUACUCUCCAAAAGUGGGAAGACACCCAGUAAUGAACAUGCUGCUGUCUGGGUUCCUGACUCUGAGGCAACUGUAUGUAUGCGUUGUCAGAAAGCAAAAUUCACACCUGUUAAUCGUCGUCACCAUUGCCGCAAAUGUGGUUUUGUUGUCUGUGGGCCCUGCUCUGAAAAGAGAUUUCUUCUUCCCAGCCAGUCCUCUAAGCCUGUGCGGAUUUGUGACUUCUGCUAUGACCUGCUUUCUACUGGGGACAUGGCCGCAUGCCAGCCUCCUAGAUCAGACACUUACAGUCAAUCAUUGAAGUCUCCUUUAAAUGAUGUAUCUGAUGAUGAUGAUGACGAUGAUAGCAGUGACUAAGGACAUGUUUGAAAUAUUUAAUCGGGUGUGACUAUCUGAGAAAUCAGCUUUGGGGGGAAUGUAAAAUUCUGAGCUCUCUCAGUUUUGCUCUAGCCAUGAAUUUGCCUGAGAAACUUUUAACCUAUGUGCCUCAGUAUAUUCUAUAGAAAAUAGGUCCUGUCGUUGUCCCCUUCCCACCAGCUCCCCACUCUUCUACAGGGACAGGCUAUUGAAAAUAUAUCAGGUAAAUUUUUGGUUUCUUAUUCUUGUUUAAUUCUAGAUUAUUUUCUUGGAAUGUUGGGGAAAAGGUUUAUUUAACAGAUCAUGUACUGCAUUUUUGUUUAUUAUAUGUUCUGUUAUAUGGAAAAACUAAAAGCAAAGAAUGAUGGAAAAAGGAGUAUAAUGUGGUUAGUUGAUGAUUAUGUUAGCUUUUUUUAAACCUUCCUAUCUAAUGUUUAAGACACCAGUAACAAAAAUACAUGAUUUGGAAAUCUUUUGUUUGGCUUUUUCAAUACCAAGUGGUGCCUUAUCGUAAUAGCACUGUUACAUGAAAUAGGCCCCUACCUUCUCACUUUUUAGUUUAUUUUAAAAAUACACUGGUGCUGUUUAAGAUGACAAAAUGAGUGUUUUUGAAUGGAUGUAAUUAAAAAAUACUUCUCAUCCAACAGAUACAAAUAACUACAUUUAGAGAUUCUUUAUUGUAUAUGAGUAAAUAUUUUCCAUAAAAUAGUUGUGAUAUUUUUAUGUUUUAUAGUUACCAAAUUAUAAUUGUCAAAUAUGUAUUUUAAAUUAAUAGGUUGUCAUUACUAGGAAUUUGGCUUGAAAUUUAUCAAAUAUAGAAUGGUCAUACUGCAUUAGUUUGUACUUUUAGUAAGACAUUAGUAGGUACAAAUUCAUCUGCUUUAAUUUUAUUUCUAAAAUGAAAACUCUUAUAAAACCCUUGAAAUUAAAUAAUCUCUUUUAAAAAAAUACCAUGAUAGAGUACAGAUCUACUUAGGCUGAAUUUUUGAAAGAAAGACUGUCUAAGAAUGGUCAAGACAGACCAGUUAAGUUUGACUAGACUUCAUAUUGGUGGAAGUAUUGUCUAUUUGAGUGUGAAACUAUCUUGAAUUUACAAAUAUAGUGUUAUAUUUUAUAAAAUUUUGUAAAGUCCCAAACAAUAUUUCUAUUUUUGUAAAACAGUUAUAUGUUUAAUCUGUUUCUGAAAUCAUUUUACAGUCUAUGGAAAUAGAGUAGCAAUUGAUCUUUCUAAAUUGUGAGGCAGUGUAGAUUGCUUAUGAGAAGUGGUAAUUUUUCAGUCUUUGCUUUUGAGGCAGCCAUUAGGUUGAAGGUAUAUUUAUCAUAUAAAACUUGAUGCAUUUUGCACUACUCUCCAUUUGUAUGCUGCAAAUAACUAAAGUCUUUCAAAUAUGAAAAAUCAGUCUAAAGUUUGUUUUAAAUAUUCUUUUGUUUUCAAAUCUUUAAAUCUGGAUAUAUUGCAAAUGUCAUAAGAGGUUUGACUCAGUAACUUGUGAUGGAGGAUUCUUUGGUUUGCUUAAGGCAUUAACUUUCCUGUUGAAUUGUGAAAGCACCUGAGAUAUAUAGAUCUCCCUGUAGGAAAGAUGUAAGAAAGGCACAACAGGUUUUUUUAUUUGUUUGUUUAAUAUCGGACUUUUGUUUCUAAGCAAUAUAUACAUGUAAUCAUUCAACAUACCUGAAAAGGGCCAUGAAACCUGAGAAGUGCUAAUAGCAACUUUCUGGUGCAUAGGAACCACGGGGGAUGUUCUGAGAUAUUGUGUUGUCAACCUCUAUUGACUCGUGUUUUUACAAUAAAAAAUAUUUUACAAUUUA
This is a messenger RNA of Equus caballus (horse), 2888 nucleotides long. RefSeq names its product pleckstrin homology and FYVE domain containing 2 (gene PLEKHF2). The record is from RefSeq and is a predicted model, not a curated record. Gene Ontology annotation, molecular function: metal ion binding; phosphatidylinositol binding. Lineage: Eukaryota; Metazoa; Chordata; Mammalia; Perissodactyla; Equidae. Gene Ontology annotation, biological process: endosome organization; endosome to lysosome transport. Gene Ontology annotation, cellular component: early endosome.